AUGAGCUCCGGGUCGGACGCCUCGCAGCUGCUGUCCCGCUCCAACAGCUCGCCGCCCUCGCCCGCCGCCGAACAGCGCUCGCCGCACAGCACGAGCAGCAACCAGGGCAGCGACUCGCUGUCCAGCCUGGAGCGCCCCCUGCGGGCCCGCGCGCCGUCCAACCACAGCGCCGACUCCAUCCUCGCCAUGUUCCGCAGCUUCUCGAGCUCCAGCCCGCGCGACGAUGUGGCCGGCUCGGACGACUCCUCGGCCUCGUCGGGGCCGGCGCCCGACUCGCCGCCGCGACGCCACACCAUUGAGGUGGCGGUGCUGGACGGCCGCGGCGGCCACGCGCAGCACCCCGCCUCCAUCCUGCUGGAGGUGCCCGGCGCGGGGGCCGCCAAGUGCCUGUCACCCAUCCGCGAGGUGCCCACCCCGGCGCUGACGCCCGUGCUGGCGCGGCGGGGCGCCUGCAGCGACGACGAGGACGCCUCGCCAUUUCCCUCGGGGCUGGAGUCCCCGGCAACACGCUGCAUACCGCUGCUAGUGGUGCAGGAGGCAUCGCCCACUCGCUCGCCGCCGCUGGGGUCGCCGCCGCCACGGAGCUCCGCCGCCGACACCAGCCUGGUGUUCGGCCCUAGACCGACGCCACGCCGGCUCCUCAAGGACCUGGACAAGCCCGCCAGCCUUGACCUGCCCUGCCCGCCGCCGCUCAUCACCGUCACCUGCAACAUGAGCGAGGCCGAGUCCGAUGCGGAGGUCGCCUCGCCGGUUAAGAAGUUGGCCGAGCACCCCGGGCCGGCCAGCGGCAUGACCUACCUCAGCCCCUUCUCCAUGUGCUCGCGCGCUGACCGCGCAGCCUCGGAGUCCAACCUCAGCUCCUCGGGCUACAGCUCCAUGGCGAGUCCCGGCCCGUCGCGCUGCGGCUCCAACAACCCCCUGUGUCCCUCCGAGCUGGAGGACGGGCCCGCCGCCCGCAGCAGGCCGCCCCCGGCCCCGCUCCGCCCCCCGGCCGCCGCCCCCGAGGUGGCCACCCCCGGGCCCCUGCAGGAGCCGUGCGACGCCGCCCCCGACUGCGGCGACUCCGAGACGCAGUCCGACGACCCGCUCGCCGAGUCCAACGACGAGGGCAUCGGCACGGACCACCUGGACGAGAAGAUCGACGAGGGAGAGCUGAAGAGCGCGAAGGAGCUCCAAGUGUUCAUCGGCAAGGAGGCGGAGAGCUCGCCGUGCCGCUCUAUGCUGCAGCUGCCGUCCAUAGUGGUGCAGGAGGCGGGGGGCGGCGCCGACAAGCACUUGAGCCCCGUCAGCUCCCGCAGCGAGUCGCCGCUGAGCGACAAGCUGGCAGGGCCGGGCCGCUUCUCGCCCCUGUUCUAUGGCCGCCACAAGGACCAGCUGCCCUUCACGGACUCGGACGGCCUGUACGACUGCCCCAGCUCGGACUGCCCCAAGGCGCUGCAGCAGCACCGCAAGUCGACGGGGCGCAGGCGCGAGAAGCGGGCGGCGUCCCGCGGCAAGGCGGGCAGCCCCACCAAGGUGACCGCCUUGCUGGACGUGCCGGGCCGCCAGCUGCCUCGCAAGCACAGCCCCAAGAGGGCGAGGGUGCGGCUCCAGACUCGUGUCAGCUCGUCCUCCUCGUCCGAGAGCCUCGCGUCCGCCAGGGAGUCGGUGGCCAGCCACGCCGUCCCGUGCCCAGACAGCCAGCUGCCGGCAGAGUGGGGCCUCAGCGCCAAGCCUCGCCUGCUGGAGAUGUCUGCGGAGGAGAACAGCGAGGAUGCACACAGCGGUGGUCUCCAUGAGGUGCUGUGCCGCGGUGAGCUGCCCAAGCCAGUCAGGAGCACGGGCCGGCUGCGGGCCAUCGGGCACCAGAUCAGCGGUAGUCUCCAUGAGGUGCUGUGCCGCGGUGAGCUGCCCAAGCCAGUCAGGAGCACGGGCCGGCUGCGGGCCAUCGGGCACCAGAUCAGCGGUAGUCUCCAUGAGGUGCUGUGCCGCGGUGAUCUGCCCAAGCCAGUCAGGAGCACGGGCCGCCUGCGGGCCAUCGGGCACCAGAUCAGGUUCCUGAGACGGCUGCAGCAGGGUCUGCGGCAGCGAGAAGCGUUGGCGAGUCCCUCCGACAGCGUGGACAGCUGCGCCGACGAAGAAGACGACGACGAGGAAGGUUCAUCACCCGUGCUCUCGCCGCUGCUGCCCCAGGUGACCAAGAGUCAGUCGAGGCUGCGAGGCCCCACGCGGCACCGCGUCCCCCAGGGCUGGCAGGUUCUGCCCCAGGAGGACCACUACGUGUAG
Messenger RNA from Bacillus rossius redtenbacheri, 2265 nucleotides. Its product is annotated as nascent polypeptide-associated complex subunit alpha, muscle-specific form-like. The transcript is spliced from 7 exons. Bases 1 to 2265 code for a protein of 754 amino acids. The record is from RefSeq and is a predicted model, not a curated record. NCBI's taxonomy places the organism in Eukaryota, Metazoa, Arthropoda, Insecta, Phasmatodea, Bacillidae.